Messenger RNA from Gymnodraco acuticeps, 708 nucleotides. RefSeq names its product serine/arginine-rich splicing factor 7-like. Gene Ontology annotation, cellular component: ribonucleoprotein complex; cytoplasm; nucleus. The record is from RefSeq and is a predicted model, not a curated record. Gene Ontology annotation, molecular function: zinc ion binding; mRNA binding. Lineage: Eukaryota; Metazoa; Chordata; Actinopteri; Perciformes; Bathydraconidae. Gene Ontology annotation, biological process: alternative mRNA splicing, via spliceosome; mRNA splice site recognition.
GCAGCUGUGUGGCAGUCGGGUGAGGGUGGAGUUGUCGUCAGGAAGUCCUCGGCGCUCACGGUACGACCGCUCCUCCAGCCGGCGGCCCUUCGACCCGACUGACAAGUGCUACGAGUGUGGAGAGAAGGGCCACUACGCGUACGACUGCCGACGACGCGGCCGCCGCAGCGGGAGGAGCAGGUCCAGGUCUCGCUCCAGGUCUCGAGGAAGGCGUCACUCCAGGAGCAGGAGCCGAGGAGGGAGGAGGUCCGUCUCCCCACGAGGCUCUCGCUCCGCCUCCCCCAGAAGGUCCAGAUCCAACACAGCGCCACAGAGAGCCAGACCCAGGUCCAGGUCUCCCUCCAGGUCUAGAGCCAGACCCAGGUCCAGGUCCAGGUCUAGGUCAAAGUCCAGGUCCAGGUCUAAGUCGCAGUCAGGUUCCAGACCACGAGCCAGACCCAGAUCCAGGUCCGCGUCCCGAGGCCCGAGCAGGUCCGGAUCCAUGGGCCGCUCUGGAUCUCCAGCCAGGAGUCCCUCGAGCGCCGGGGAGUCGCGGCCGGGACUGACGACGACGACGACCUCGAGUUUCUGUGAAUUCUUUUAUUUUGAAAUAUUCAGUUGAUGUUGGGUAGUAGGAGUUUUUGUAUGAACACACUGUUCUCUCUUGUAUUUGAUCAUGUUUGCAGCUCAGUUUCGUUCCUGUUAAACAAUAAAGAUUUAUACAACAUG